This is a messenger RNA of Habropoda laboriosa, 3341 nucleotides long. RefSeq lists its product as uncharacterized. The record is from RefSeq and is a predicted model, not a curated record. Bases 1 to 3237 code for a protein of 1078 amino acids. Gene Ontology annotation, cellular component: plasma membrane. NCBI's taxonomy places the organism in Eukaryota, Metazoa, Arthropoda, Insecta, Hymenoptera, Apidae. Gene Ontology annotation, molecular function: protein binding. The transcript has 10 exons.
AUGUUGAUGUGCCGGCGGUUGCUGCUGAUCGCAGCCGCGAUCACGGCCUCAAUCAAGGCUAGCUCCGCUAGUUACCAUCCUGGGAUUUCCUCAGACUACUCUAGCUAUUCUGGAUAUCCGGUCUACCCAGCCUUCACGUCGUCAGAGUCCUCGUCGACUGCGACCACUACGCCGACUGCUGGUCUGGAAAGAGUUUACUUGCAUUCCAUUUGCAGGCCGUCUGAGUACCUAUGCGGCACCGGAAACUGCGUCGCCCAGGACAAAUACUGCGACGGCGAAAAUGACUGCGGCGACAAGUCCGACGAGCCGAAAUAUUGCACCCCGUGCAACAGAACACUGUACGGCGACGUCGGCCGGACCUACCGGGUGGAAGUCCGUCGGCCGAGGGAGGAUCGACUGCCAUUCUUGUGUCAUCUCAACUUCACUGCCGCCGGGUCUGAUCUCGGAGACCUAGUUCAGUUAACCUUCGACACGUUCACUGUUGGUCGAUUUCUCUCGUAUACAUCUGAAGGAUGUCCGGAUGGUUUCAUGACCAUCCGCGAGAAGGGUCGCCCAGCGACCGGUGGGCAAUGGUGCGGAAGUGCGUGGGGAUACACCGUGUACUACAGUGAGACACCUUCCAUCAACCUCACUUUGUAUUUGCUUCGGUUAUCUGAGCAGGGCAACGGCUAUAAUUUCGAUUUCAAGUUGUCGUACAAGUUCCUGAGACGCAGUGAGGCACAUCUUAGAUAUGGAAACAGUAGCAUGUCCACGUGGCGGGGGGAGCUGGUGAAUGGCACGUAUUGCGACCGCGUGCUCACCAAGUGUGACACACGAGCCUGUCGACUUCAAUCGCCCAACUACCCGGGCGUUUAUCCUAGGAACGUCACCUGCUAUUACCGUGUGGAACAGAACAGGGCACCACCGGGUCAUAGAGCGUUACUAGCAGUAAGUCAGCGGAACAGCCAUAAGAUACACAUCAAAGACCAGGUCGUUAAGUAUGAUGGUAGCCAGAGGAUAUUAAGAGUCUGGGAUCAAUGCAACGUGGUGCAAGAUUACUUGACGGUGUAUGAUGGAGGCUCUACAUCUGACAAGGUGCUGGUCCGACUUUGUGGCGGUGACGCUGUGCCAGAUAUAGUCAGCAGCCAUAACACGAUGCUUUUGGAGUUCCACACGUCCCCUUACGACAAUCCCUUUCAUCCUGUUCCGUUGUCCUUUUUACCGGGCUUUGAGCUCCAGGUUCAGGUGUUGUUCGUGGACGAGAAGUCCAGGAGUUUCGUGAAGGAGAACAACAAUUGUGACUUUUAUAUAUCCAGCGACGAGAGUCCUUCAGGAAUGCUGGAAAAUCCAAAGCAUUCUCUACCCCCGAAUACUACUUGCCGCUACCACUUCCAGGGCAAGCCGAACGAUAUUGUUUGGCUGUCUUUUAUCAAAUACUAUGCUGCCAGUGCUGACGCCGCCGCGAGUAUUGAUGAUGUUGCCUCUCACUGCAACGCGAAGCUCCUCAUAUGGGACGGUGAUCACACGAUAGAUAAAUUAAUUCCAACGCGUAAGAAUAUUACACUAAUGGGACAGUUCUGCAAGGACGACACGCCCCGUCUUUGUGACCAUAGUCUGCUGAAAAACGGGAGCAGGCACACGAGACCCUGCAGCCUCGCGGAAAGCUAUGUCUCUAGCGGCAAGGACCUGACCCUGGAGCACAUAUUGCGUCAAGGAAGUGCACUUUAUCCGAUAAGCUUUGUACUGCGUUACGAGUUCGUGCACGAAGCGGUUUCCUGCAACCAUGUGUUCGGUUCCGCAUCAACUUCAUCCAUGUCUUCCACGUCCUCUUUGUCCUCAUCGUUGUCGUCCUCCUCGUCAUCCUCUUCAUCCUCCACGCCCGCGAAAGCGGGGAAAUUCGCAUCGCCGAAAAGUGUGUUCUUCUACGGUCGCGGUGGUGCUCAGAACGUUAGUUGUGUGUACCGUUUCGAAGCUGAGCUGGAUCAUAGGAUAGAACUGUCUGUGAGCAGAGCUUCCUUUGGGGAGAAAGGAUGUUCCUCUUAUGUGGAUCCGCUGGUGAAUCGAUGGACUUGUGACAGGCGUCUGGGAGAUUCCAAUAAAGUGGGCACAGCAGAGCUGAUUGUCGCUGAGUAUCCCUGGCAUGGAGUGGAAUUGGUUCGCGACUGCUUGUGCUCCAACGUGAGCGACAGGAUCGUCCUGAGGACUCUGACAUCCAACGUGGUCGAGGUUCGAUUCACAGUGACCCUCAUGAAUGUCACACAGGACUAUAGGGACUUCUACUUUGAAGGAGAAUACCGUUUCGUCGCUUUAGGAGCAGAGACGAGCGAGCAAGGCUGUUCUACUAAGUUAGAAGAGCGACGAUUACGUGGGACCAGUGGUGAAAUCUCCCUCAGGAGUCCUCUUCCUCGAGUAAUUCCCGGUGUGGCUGCUGUAGAAGAGAUUCUGACCAAUACAGAAGACUUAACUGCCACUCAGUGUGUGAAUGAGCCCUGGUUGAUAGAACCAGAGGAUGCAAGGAUCAACUACUUGUACUUAAGAACCGCUGGAUACAGUAUCACACUAGACAAUGUUGAAGAAUGCACAACAUUGAACAGAAUUGUGGUUUACUCAGCAGCUAAUACUAAGGACCGUAGUGUCAUUUGCCCUGAGGGAGGAGUAGACACUGCUAGAACUGUGGAUUUCUUCUCUGGUGGAUGGAAUUACAGUGCGAUUAAUGCUACAGUAGCCAUGGCUCAACAUUCGAGGAGCUUUGUUGUGGAGUUCCUUCAAAGAGAACCUGGGUUCUAUGCUGUCACAUGGAUGGCUAUUUCCAAGAGGUCUCCUACUCCUAGCAUUGGGCCAAAUAUCUUCACUAUACUGCCACAGGAAGACUGUCCUUAUAGAUGUCCAGAAAUUCAGGCAUGCAUAAGUUCUGUUCUAUGGUGCGAUGGGAUCCGCCAUUGUCCUUCCGGUUUCGACGAGGAGGAGGCCAACUGCUCAUACCGUUUCGGUGUAACGUUAUUAUACGUGGCCGUGGGCGCUGGUGCACUGGGUAUAUUCCUGAUCCUGCUUCUCGCCACCGGUUGCCUCAAGUACUGCCUAUAUCGACACAAAGCUCGUAAGAAAAAAAAGAACGUCGCCCUGAAUGUGAACCAUCUUCAUGUCAACCACACGCAUCACAACAAUGGUCUGACCGGAAGUCGCCUGAGCGGCCGCUAUAACCUCGCCACGCCGCAAGAGAUGUAUAUGGAGAAUUACGGGAAGGAUAGUAUUUGUUGACAAUACGCCAUCGCCAAUAUCGAGACCACCGUGUGAAUAUAACAAGGAUUUUUAAAUACACCUACCUCGCUGGCCUCUGAUCCCCUCCGUGGAAAGGAGCAGAC